Molecule: messenger RNA, 15799 nt
Organism: Trichechus manatus latirostris (Florida manatee)
Lineage: Eukaryota; Metazoa; Chordata; Mammalia; Sirenia; Trichechidae
Gene: RLIM
Product: ring finger protein, LIM domain interacting
Exons: 3
Coding region: 3976-5808 (610 amino acids)
Biological process (GO): random inactivation of X chromosome; ubiquitin-dependent protein catabolic process; protein ubiquitination
Cellular component (GO): cytoplasm; nucleoplasm
Molecular function (GO): ubiquitin protein ligase activity
Source: RefSeq, a predicted model, not a curated record
AUAUAUAUAACAAAAUAUUUGACAUUUCAACCAUUUCUACAUGUAAAAUCCAGUGGCACCAUGUUGUGCAGCCAUCAUCACUCACUCCAUUUUAUUUGCAUCACUCUUAACACACACUCAGUACCCCAUAAGCAACAACUCCCCAUUUUCCCCUCCCACCUGCCUGCUCCUGGUAACUACUAAUAAACUUCGGUGUAUGUGUACUUGCUUAUUCUAGAUAUUUCAUAUAAGUGGGAAAUUAUAAUAUUUGUCUUUUGUGUCUGACUUAUUUCACUCAGCAUGGUUUUAAGGUUCCUGCAUGUCACAGCAUGUAUCAAAACUUCAUUUCUCUUUAUGGCCGAAUAGUAUUCCAUUGUAUGGAUCAACCACAUUUUGUCUAUCCAUUCAUCUGUUGAUAGACACUUGUUUCUUCUACCUUUUGGCUGUUGUGUUCUGUAUUUUUUUUUAAUUACCUGUUUACCCUUGCUAAAUUUUGAACUUGAGGUUCACACAGAAAAAUUUGAUUUCCUUUUGUCUUUUUUAAAUGCCUGAUCCAUAAAACUUUUAAGAGAAUGUUUUAUUUAAGCUGCUGAUUUCCAGUCUUCUCAAAGUUUCCAGUUAUUAUAAAAACAACAUAUUUCAGAAAUUUCUGUAAGUUAGACUUAGAAAAUUAAAGAGUCUUAGUUAUGAUAUUGGGUGGAGUCCUUUGGUGGCACAGUUAACUCUUUACUGCUAACUCAAAAGGUUGGAGGUUUGAGUCCACCCAGAGGUACCUCGGAAGAAAGACCUAGUAAUCUACUCAGAAAAGUCAACCAAUCAACUGUUGAAAACCCUGUGGAGUACAGUUCUACUCUGACACCCAUGGGGUUGCUAUGAGUCAGAAGUGACUCAGCAGCAACUGGUUUCUUUUCUUUUUUUUUUUUUUUUAUGAGAGUAGGAAACUUUGUCCAAAUAUGUUACAGUCUCCUCCUUUUCCUUUUCUUGAUGUGGUCACCCUAUUAGUUUAAACAAUGAUAGAAUAGUUCUAAGAAUGAUGAUGUAAGGAGAACAGAAUAGAGAUCUAGGUGUGCCCAUGUCUAGACUAAAAUUUGUUUAGACUUAGCAGGAAGGCAGAGUUUGGCAAGAUAGGCUUCUUUGUUUUUUAUAUCUGGAAGAGGGUUUUUUAUUUUCUCUUUAGUAUUGACUUGUGAGCCUUCUGGUACUUGAUGUGUUGGGGGUGGGGGGAGUUAGAUCCUAGCAUCAAUCUAGACUAUCUCUGUUCCAUAAAUCACAUUUUCAUAUGUUCAUAGAAUUAAGUUUAUGUUGAUGUGAACUUAAAGCGAAUCAGUGGGAAAUGAAAGGAUUAGCGAAUGAAAUUUUCUUUGGAGUCUUUCCGUAUUUUAGAUUCUUUACCAUUGCUUUUUAUUUAUGUAAUUAAUUGCAAAUGUAUGGAAACCUACCAGUAUUAUAAUUUCCUUAAAGCCAUACAAAUAGUGAAUGAUAAUUAAGAAUUUUUGGCUAGUUUUAUGUAUUAUCUAAAGCAAGUGUUGGCAAACUUUCUGUAAAAGGCCAGAUAGUAAAUAUUUUAGGGUUUUUUUGUGGGCCAAAAGGCAUAAUUGAGAGUAUUAUAUAAAAAGAGAGAAACCAAAUUUCACCAAGUUUCUGUUAACAAAAUUCAAACUAUAAUAAUAAUUGAGUACAUUGUUUUUUAAUAUAUGUCAACUAGUGAGAAGAAUGGCAUUCUUUUUUUGAGGGGAUAACAUUUCGCUUAAUUGGAGUUCCAAGUUAGUGCUCCUUAUCAAAAUCUUUUGCAAGUGUUCAUCUAUUAAUGCUGAAUUGAAAUGAAAUUUUACAUAUUUCAUCUUUGAAAGUACCUUUUCACACGUACAGGUACUGCCAGAUACUAGUAUCAGUCCAUAAGCAUAUGCUUUUAAUGAAACAUAUUCAUUCCUUAGAAGGCAUUUAUAGAAUUCUGUUAGAUUGUUUUCUUGAUAUUUGCCUUUUAGCAUAUCAUUACAUUGCAGAGUUAUCAUUUUCAAUUGAAGGUUAGGUAGAAGCUCCUCAGUUGCACAGUUAAAUUACUUUUGAAAUAUGGAAUUCGCCUUUGCAUUGCAUUGAGUUUCAAAAAAUACUGCUUUGACUGUAGCUUGAGCUCGGAAAACAUUUCUGCUGCAAAUUAUGUGAGAAUGGAGAUCUUAUUUCUUUGACAGCACGAGAAAUGUACAAAGCAGUUUGACAUUACUUACGAUUACAUUUUUAGUUAUUGUUGAAAUUACUUUACCGCAGUAUAAGUUUAACAUACAUAAGCACUGUUUUGCCUUGUAAUUUUAGGCUGAAUACAUUAGGAAACAGUAUCAAGUCUGCAGCAAAAGCUAAUUUCCCAAGCCAUUCAGUGUUUAAUAAUAGUAAUUGAGGUCAGUUCAUUUGGGAAAAAAUUCAGCUUUGGCCCUGAGCACCAAAAAAUCAAAAUAAAACUACCGCUGAUAAGCCAUGAAACUGCUGUGUGGUAGGGCAAAUCAGGAUAUUCAGCUUAUAUUUUGACAGAAAUUCACAGAACUGAUGAUGGUUAAGUCUACAGAGUGAGUGGUUACUGGUUCAAUAACAUGAUAGAUUAAAUAUUUUCUGCAAAGUACCUGCUGAUGAAUAUGAUAGUGAAUAACCGUAGACUUCAAACACCUUAACAUUUUCACGAUCUGUAUAAAUUUGUCUUUUUCUGCUCCAUACAUUUUUACCACCAUCUGAGUUGUAACACAUCUUCGCAGAUACCACUUCAGGUUGUACUGAAUUACUGUUCCCUCAACUUUGAAAAUGUUCUCACCUCAGGUUGUUCUAGGCAGACUGCUCAUAGAGCCUAACUUCAGUUACUUCAAACUCCUUGAAUAAAAAAAACAACUGAACGGUAUUGGUAGCAUUGUUGACUUAUCAAAAACCAAGAAAAACCACUCAAAAUAAUUUGCCUUGUCUUCAGUUGAUUAUUGAUGUUGCUCCCAAUAUCCUCAACUUUUUGAGCAACUGUACUCACUGAAAGGCUAAUCUUAAAUGUAUUUUUUCUGAACACAUUUCUUCAGUUGCUGUGAUCAAACACAGUUUAACUCACCAUGGUUAAAUGGCUUUCCUUGCUUAGCUAACAAAAGCCACUUGGAAACUUAAAUUUGGUUGAAGCCUUGUUGUCAUUAUUUUUAGAAAGAAAUAUUUUGUAAUGAGCUGUUUCAUUUUAAAUUUUCUAAUUUUUCAGACUGUAGCUGUCCUAUGAGUUGGGAAUAUUGUCAUGAGUGCUUAGUCUGGUGAUGUCAAUGUAUAUUUAUUACUUUAGCACAGUCACAGUGUCAUUGCAAAAUAAACACAAUUCUUUGCCAUGUGAUAUGAUAAAAAUAAACCACACUUCACUGUACCUUUAAGUAUGACAUUCAAAGUCCACUUUCCUUUUGACAUGAUGAGUAUGUACUGGUAGUAAAAUGUCACAGUAUGGUGAUACUUACGGCACUCAACGCUGUCAAGUUAUAACUGCAUCACUGCAGUUUAUCAUGCACAGAUCAGAGGUGCAAAGCAAUGAGAGUGCUGCAUGCAGUGUCUGUUGCAACUACUCAGCUCUGCCAUUGUAGCACAAAAGUAGACACAGAUGAUAUGUAAAUGAAUGUGUGACUGCAUUGAAAUGAAACUAUGGACACUUAAAUUUGAAUUUCAUAUAAUUUUCACAUGUUGUAAAAUAUUUUUUAACCCUUUAAAAUUAUGAAAAACAUUCUUAGAUUGGAAGCAGAAUAAAAGUAGGGAUGGAUUUGGUCUGAGAUAUAGUUUGCCUACCCUGGCCUGGCCUUUUCCCAGUAUUUAACAGUGCUUUUUCAAGAGUUUUUCUGUCAUGAAAUUUCAUUCGUUUGAGGUCUUAAAAUCCACAUCUUGACCUGCUUUCUGGGUUUUCACAUAAUUAAAUCUGUUACGUAGAAUGCAUACUGACUAUUCUGUUUUCAAGAUUGGUGGUCUCCUUUCUCCUUUUAGAUAAUUUUCCACUUGUUCAUCAAGAUGGAAAACUCAGAUUCCAAUGAUAAAGGAAGUGGUGAUCAGUCUGCAGCACAGCGCAGAAGUCAGAUGGACCGAUUGGAUCGGGAAGAAGCUUUCUAUCAAUUUGUAAAUAACCUGAGUGAAGAAGAUUAUAGGCUUAUGAGGGAUAACAAUUUGCUAGGCACCCCAGGUGAAAGUACUGAGGAAGAGUUGCUGAGAAGACUACAACAAAUUAAAGAGGGACCACCACCACAAAACUCAGAUGAAAAUAGAGGUGGAGGCUCCUCAGAUGAUGUAUCUAAUGGUGACUCUAUAAUAGACUGGCUUAACUCUGUCAGACAAACUGGAAAUACGACAAGAAGUGGGCAGAGAGGAAACCAAUCUUGGAGAGCAGUGAGCCGGACUAAUCCAAACAGUGGUGAUUUCAGAUUCAGUUUAGAGAUAAAUGUUAACCGUAAUAAUGGGAGCCAAAAUCCAGAGAAUGAAAAUGAGCCAUCUGCAAGACGGUCUAGUGGAGAAAAUACGGAAAAUAACAGCCAAGGGCAAGUGGAAAAUCCACGAUCUGAAUCGACAUCUGCAAGGCCAUCUAGAUUAGAACGGAAUUCAACUGAAGCAUUAACAGGAGAAGCCCCACCUACCAGAGGUCAGAGAAGAGCGAGAAGCAGAAGCCCAGACCAUCGGAGAACCAGAGCGAGAGCUGAAAGAAGUAGGUCACCUUUGCAUCCAAUGAGUGAAAUUUCACGAAGAUCUCAUCAUAGUAUCUCAUCUCAGACUUUUGAACACCCUUUGGUAAAUGAGACUGAGGGAAGUUCUAGAACCCGGCACCAUGUGACAUUGAGACAGCAAAUAACUGGACCUGAGUUGCUCAGCAGGGGUCUUUUUGCAGCUUCUGGAACAAGAAAUGCCUCUCAAGGAGCAGGUUCUUCAGACGCAACUGGCAAUACUGAAUCUACAGGAUCAGGACAGAGACCUCCAACCAUAGUCCUUGAUCUUCAAGUAAGAAGAGUUCGUCCUGGAGAAUAUCGGCAGAGAGAUAGCAUAGCUAGCAGAACUCGGUCAAGGUCUCAGACACCAAACAACACCGUCACUUACGAAAGUGAACGAGGAGGUUUUAGGCGUACAUUUUCACGUUCUGAGCGGGCCGGUGUGAGAACCUAUGUCAGUACCAUCAGAAUUCCCAUUCGUAGAAUUUUAAAUACUGGCUUAAGUGAAACUACAUCUGUUGCCAUUCAGACCAUGUUAAGGCAGAUAAUGACAGGUUUUGGUGAGUUAAGCUACUUUAUGUACAGUGAUAGUGAUUCAGAGCCUAGUGGCUCAGUCCCAAGUCGAAAUAUGGAAAGGUCAGAGUUACGGAAUGGAAGAGGGAGUUCUGCUGGUAAUAGCAGUUCUGGUUCCAGUUCUAGUUCCAGUUCCAGUCCUAGUUCCAGUUCCAGUGGUGAAAGUUCAGAAUCUAGCUCAGAGAUGUUUGAAAGCAGUAAUGAAGGAAGCUCAUCAUCAGGCGCCAGGCGAGAGGGUCGACAUAGGGCCCCAGUAACAUUUGAUGAAAGUGGCUCUUUGCCCUUCCUUAGUCUGGCUCAGUUUUUCCUCUUAAAUGAGGAGGAUGAUGACCAACCUAGAGGACUCACCAAAGAACAAAUUGACAACUUGGCAAUGAGAAGUUUUGGUGAAAAUGAUGCAUUAAAAACGUGUAGUGUUUGCAUUACAGAAUAUACAGAAGGCAACAAACUUCGUAAACUACCUUGUUCCCAUGAGUACCAUGUCCACUGCAUCGAUCGCUGGUUAUCUGAGAAUUCUACCUGUCCUAUAUGUCGCAGAGCAGUCUUAGCUUCUGGUAACAGAGAAAGCGUUGUGUAAUUAAGAUCCGAACUCUCAGCUAUAUAGCUGGUGUAGUGAUGGGCAAACAGGAAUCACUUGCUUUAUGUCCACUUUUUGAGUGGUGCUUAAAUGUAAAGUAACAACCUGAAUUGAGUCAUUGCUUUCUGAAUGAAUUACUGUCCUUUCUCCAAUUUCUGUUCCAGAAUAAAAGGAAAUAUUUAAAAAGCAACGUUUUAGGGCCUACAAAUCUGAUUUCAGUAUCAAUUGAAUCCAUAGCAUCUCUAUUACUGAUAAUUUAUCAUAUAUACUUGUUUCUCCCUUGUUAUGUUAAAAGACCUGCCUUAGCAAUGGCUCCUAUCUGUUUCAUGUUGAUCUUUAAAGUUUCCCACGCCAUAGGAGAGAGGGGCGAAGGAAAUUCCCAGUUUAGACUAAGUUACAGUACAUGUUUCAUAAGUAAGUACUUAAAGCUGUACUAUUUCCAGUUAUUAAUUUGAUGCAAAUCCAGCUACAUUAUGAAUAUCAUUUGUUCACCUUUCAUUUUAGGUGAUAUUGGACAUGUCAGUGUAAAUAACACUAAGGUUAGGAUCUUCUAAGUGUAUAACUGUCUCCUAAGCCCAUCACUUGUGGCACACUGUAGAGUGAGCUUUUAGUUUAAUUGAGAUAUUUAUCUUGUGGAAAUAUUAAAAAGCCUAUGCUUGUGUAAGUGAAAAAAAUCAUGUUCAUUUGUUUAAAAAUGUAAAGCUAUUUUGUAGAGGCUCAGUACUUUUUCCAAUGCACUGUUGUAUUAAUGCAUUAAAAAUUGUAAAGUACCAUGCUUAGAAAUGAGAAAACUGCUUUUUGUGAGCCAGCAUAGUAAAACACACAUCAAACAAAGUACAAAGCUGCUUUUGUAAGUGUGUAGAUGUCAAGAGCAGAACAUAUCUAAUAAUAUUUAAUGUAUGUGAAUAGUUAACUGUGACAUGCAAAGGAAAGGACAGUGCAGAAUUGAACUGCAUUAAAAACCAAUGGAAAUUGUGUAUUUUAACUUGGAUUUAGGCAGGAAAUGAAAGAUGGAAAGAGUAAAGAAAUCUGCUCUGAAAAAUUUAAACUGAGAUCAGCAGACGUUUGACAAAGUAUUCUACUUGAGUAGGUGAAGUAGAAGAUUGACAAAUUUGGCAAAGUUUUGUUUUAAGAAAAACCACUAUCACCUAGCACAAGUUAAAUUGAUAUUUUUUACAAGUCUGUCUCAAAAAAAUGAGAUAAAAAGUGGGGGAAAUAGACUAUAAACCACUUUUAGCGUAAGAAUUGAAGUUGGUACAGAUGUGUGUGCUAACAGGCAAAUCUCAAAUUUGUAGUUUUCGAGGUUUAUCAUUUAAGGUACCAAUGCACACUUGUUGAUUUUUAAAGACCAGAUGAAGGAUUGAGGGAUUUUGAUCACUCUCUGUUGAAAGUGAGUCAGAUUGUUUUAUUUGAAAUUCAAAUUUUAAUUGUGCUGUCCAUAUAUGAUGAGAGUGCUACUCACUGUAUGGGACAUGCACUUUAUAUUGUUUUCUUAGUAGUAAGAGUAGAUUUGUGAAGAACCUCAAAACUCUUUGCCUAAUUUCUCUUUUGAGUCUGGUUGGGAUUAGAAUUAGUCUGACUGUGGAGCAGAUGUUUGUUUUUCUGGGGAGAAAACUAACAGGCCCAAAGGGAUUGAACACGUCCUUGGCCUUUUAAGAAAGUGAGCUAACUAACCAGACAUAGUCAAAUACUCUGCAAAAUAAACAAGUCUGCUUUAGAAAUUAUCUGGCUACCUUAAAUGUUAUCACUUCAGCUGUAAAGAUUUUUUCAAAGCUCGUUCUUUUCUCUGGCUUUCAAUCCUACCUAAGUAUCAAGGAAAUUAACUUGUAAAUAUGGUAGUUGUUUACUAAGGAUAUGUACUGCUCUUGCAAGGAAAUAAUGUCCAAACAAAGCUUUACUUAUUUUUUUUAAUAUAAGCAGAUUUCACUGUUUAUGGCGCUUAUGUAAUACAUUUUAUCUUUUUAAAAAAUUGUCCACGUAAAAGUCAGGAUUCCUUUAUAUUUGUGAGCCUCCUUGUCUCCUUUCCUAAGGGUAUAAUCUACAGUUUUCAGAUCUGCAGGGUAGUCCUGAUUGGCUAAAAACAAAUCAUUUUCCUCUUGAUAAAAAAUGUUCCAUUAUUACAGAGGUGUUCAUUUUAAAUAGUUUAUAAACAACUGCAGUACAUUCUAAGCAUAAAAGAAAGUUAUUGACAACAAGUACCUCCCUAACCUCCCAAGAUGUAUUAAUCAUUUGUGAAGUAUUAAAGUAAGAGGUAACUCAUGCAUUAAAGUAAGAGGUAACUCAUGCAGAAUGUUGGUUAUGAAUGUACAUAUUGAAGUUAUUCAUAAACGCUGGAAAUAGAAUUCUAAGUUUAUAGCUUUCAGUAGAAUGCACAUAUUUGACAUGUGCAUGUGGGCACCUUUUAGCACUCAUUAAUUUCCAUUGGAUUGUGUAGAAUGAAUACAAGUGUUUUAGUGGAAUUUGCUACUUAAUUUUUUUUAUUUUGCGAAGUCCAUGACUAAUAUAUACUUACUAGGGUUGUAGACCUUGAAGACAAGGCCAUUUGUAGGUGACAAAUGUACAACGAAGAACAGAAAUCUUUUUUCCCACCAGCAUCCAAACACCUGUUGAGGGAGCAUUUUCUUGCAAAAGACUUUACAUUUCAUUUUGUACCUUUGCACUUUUUCUUUAUUAUAGAAAGGUUCUGUCUUUGAGACUUAGUUUGAACUUCAUGCAAUAAUAAUAAGAAAAAACAAUGUUAGGAGAUUACAUUGUAAAGCAUAGGGAAAAGUACUAAAAACUGAAUUUCCUUGAAUAUUUCAGAUAUUUUCAAAAAUUUACUAGUCUGAAAUGUUUGAAGUGUUUUGUUGUUUAACUCCAAGCUGUUGACAAGAUUGAGAUUUAUUAGUACUAGAAACAAAAUUGAACAAGUUAGGUUCAAAGUCUGCAGACCUAUUUGUAGCAACACAAGAAAAUGAGCCAUGUUGUUAAUUUGGAAUAUUUGCUCUAAAAAGAACACAUUAGUUAUACCUCGUUGGUGUUAUUGGAGGUUGGGAUUGAGAGAAAAGUGUUCAUAUUAGUGUUGGAGUGUAGGGUAAUAAUUGUACAGUUAACAAACGUUUAGCGUGUGUGUGUAUAUAUGUGUAUGUGUAUAUAUGUAUGUAUAUAUACAUAUACAUAUAUAUUUCUUUUAAAACAUUAUUGGAAUUCAUCCAGACUUUAAGAUUAGGAAACUCAUUAGCUAUUAGUGUUACCUCAAGUAGUCGAUUUUUAUUUCCCACUGGGAAAACAUGUCCUUUCCAUACCAGGUAUUCCCUACUGUAGUGUCAGUGUCUCAAAUUAUAUUUAUGAAGGGUUAUCACUUAAUAUGCUGUGUAUUUAACCACCUGCUUCCCAAAUGUCCAUGACAUGAAGUGGGUCAGGCAUUAGCCAUGACUUUCAGUCAUUUACCAAAAUACCCAUGUGAUAGGGAGGUGAAUGUUGCGAAAUGCCUCUUAAAGGGCCGUUUUUAACAGCUUGCUAGAAUAGAGUGGCACCUUGUGGUUGUUAUUGAUACUUUUAAAGACUGAGGAUGUAUUCCCCCCCCCCCCACUUUUUCUCCUUUGUUCUUUUGUGAACAAAAAAAUUCAUAAUCUGCCUUAUUUUUUAAGUUUUACCUUAACUGGCUUCCCUGUCAAAUGUAUUACCAAUACUAAGUACAUAGAAGCCACGUUUGCAGGGCACUUUUAUUCUUUCCUUGUCUUGUAAGACUGUGCUGAUUGCUACUUUCUGAAGUAUUCUGUACCUUAGUAAUGAAAGAGAUUGAUAAGGCACACAUUAAAGUGUCAGGUUUUUUUUUUUUAAUAGUGUAAUUCUUCAGUAUGUUUAAUAUUCAAUUACAGUGUGUAAUUCAUUGAGUUAACUAGUAAAUUGUGUGCUUUUGAAAAAAACACUUGAAAAAGUAAAUCAACAUAACAUGCUUCAUUUGGAAAGUUAAAGUGCAAGGUCCAAGGAACCAGUGUUUCAUUUAUUUUUAAGUCAGAUUUUUUUAUAAGCAACUAAAAAGCUGUGGGUUUGGUGCCUGCCCUUUAACCAUUCUUAACUGGAAUAUUUCUAAAAUAUUAUCUAAUUUUCCCAAAAAGUGAUCUCACUUGAUUUAAGUAACCCCACUUUGAAUCUAUAAGUCUGCAGCAUGGACUAGAGCUGUUAUUGAGGUGUUAGAACUCUCAAAGGAUAAUAACAGAACAGUUUAUAUCAGUUUUAUGAUUUUUUUUCCAUGUCUACGUAGGUGUUUUCAUUCAGUUCUGAAGGAAAAAGGCAUAUCCUCCAACACCCUCAAGUAAAAUUCCAGUGAGAUAUUUGGUUUUGAUUAGGGUUUGUUUAAUAAAGACCCACAGCUGCUUUAUUGUCACUUGGGUUAAGUGAUAGAUAUCUCAAAGACAUGCAGUGAAAGUUAACCCCGUCAUACCACUGUACCUAGUUAUUUCAAGGUUUCUGUCAGUUUCUCAUCUUGAAGAUUAUUUCGGUUGCAAGGCAUGGUUGACCCAGCUACCCAGCCUUAACUCUGUAUUUAGUGCCCCUUUAACAUUCUUUUAACAAUUGAUUUGUAUGUGUUUUAACUAUCCAGUGUUUGGAUUUUACCUCUUGAUAGCUUCAUUUGUCCCUGGUGCUGCUUUUAAAGAUGCAGGGCCAUGUGAUCAGGUAUCAAGUUGAGUAGGUAUGUGGUUGGCCUGGUUAUGUAUCUGUGCCUGUUUUAUUUUCUCCCAGGAACAGCUACUUUGGUAUAAAUGUUUACUUGGAUUCAUAUAAAUAACUAGGCAGCAAUCUUGGAAAGCUUUCUGAAGCCUAAAGUGAUUUGGAGAACCUGAAGUGAUUUGGAGGGAGAACAGUAACAAAGGCUGCGUUUAUGUCUUUGAACAUGAAGCACAUAAAUGUAUGUUCUAUAAAGACGAAAGUGAUUGUUAUACCAGGGCUUCCUGACCUCUGGGAGAGACUUUCCAAAAAGCAGAGAGGAGCACAAAGUGAAGUGAAUUUGGUUGGCUUGCUUUAUCUGGUUUCUCAGUUUCAAUUUAAACCUGAACAUAGUACCCUUCUCCAGUAUCUAUCCAGCAGACUCCCGGUUGGGAAGCCCUGUAUUAAAUUUUGAGAAUGUACCCAGUUUUCUUUUUUUGUGCAGUGCUUUACACCUGCUAAAAUUAAUUUGUUUAAUGCAAAACUAGACCUUGAAAGGUCAGUCAUAUUAAAGCUGGUUUGAUUAUUAAUAGUUAUCUUUUAGGAAGAAGCUUUUUCCCUCUGUAAGAUGUCAUACUGCAGAUUUAAAAUAUAGACUAUCAAUAAAAUGCAUGAAGUGAUCAUUUGUGCUUGAUCAUCUCUCCUUGGGCUUUUCUUUUAAAAGGGGAAUCUGAUAAAGGUUCUGUUUCAAACCAAUGUCAAAUAGACUUGAUUUUUAGAAUCAAGUGGAAUUACAGUUCAACCUUGAUUUUGAUUCCCCUCAUUACUAAGACUGGGCAGGUACUGGCUUAUGUGAUAUAACGUCCAUUUUAUCUGUGUUGUGUAGUUUAAUGGCUUUCAGUGGUAAUAAAAAAUUAAACUAUAUUCCAAUACAAGAAUCCUGGAAAGAUUUAUGUAAAUGCAUUUUAAAUAAGUGCAUCUUUGCUGUUUCCUACAUUCUCACCAUUGCCCUGACCACUCCUUUGCUUGACCUCUAUACAAAAACUUUGUAGGUAUGCAUGUGUAGUCAUGAAGCUUCUGUCUUCCAUCUCUACCUCCAACCUCAUACACAUGUUCCCUAAGCCACUAAGAAGUCCUUGUUUCUUAAUGGAUCAUCACAUUCUGAUACCUAGAUGAAACUUCCCCUUGGUGUUGGUAUUCAUUUAAGCAGGUGGUGAAUUUUAUUAUAGUUUCGUUUCCCUUGGUGCCUGUGUAGCUCUGUCAUUGGCAUCGGAACUCAGUUCUCAUGAUAGUUUUAAUGUGGUCAACUCAUGACCUUCCCAGGGUUUUAAUUUUAGUGUAUUUCCUGAUUCUCCUCUUUGAAACUCAAGAACACCACUGAAAAGUUAACAUUCUAGACAACAAAGUAAACCAAUGCACAGGCUUUUUUUGUUUGUUUUUCUUUUUUUUGAAAGGAAGUGCAAAGGACUUAGAUCCCUAGAACAGAAGCUUUAAUAAAUCAAGGUGGAUUAUAAACUGGACUCUUAAUGGUCACUAAAAAAUAUGAAAUGAAAGCUAAGCUUUGGGCCCGGUUUUGUUGAGGUCUUUGAAUUCAGGCAAGAUUUAAACCUAACACCUUGGAAAUGGAUUACUACUAGCUAUAUUAAAAAUAGCUAAAAUGUACUCAUUGCUAACAGACAUUGUACUAACCAUUCUAUAUAAAUUAAUCCUCAGUAACUGAGGUGUAAGCAUUGUUAACCACCCUGUUUUACAGAUGAUGAUGCUGAGAUACAGAUGUUUGAUUUGCCCAGGGUCACAUAGUAACGUGGCAGUGUAUUUCCACCCAGGUUUCUGAUUCCAGAGCUUAUUUUCAUUGUGCUGUGAAUAAACACAUUGGUUUUGGCUGCCUUGCCAAGGAAAAAGAGGGCCAAUAAUUUCUCAGAAAGAGCAAAGAUUACAUAUCGUAAAUUCAGUAAAUCUCUUAGGGCAUUACCAAAUAUACCUUAGCACUCUGAAUAAUGUGACCCUCCAUCUUGGUAGGUUAAGUGUAUCUUGUAAUUAGCCCUAGUGCAAAAGGUAUCAAGAUGUUUCUGAAAGUUUGGAAGUAGGCUGAAGUAAAAGCUUGAGGAUGAUUUUAAUAAUGGACGGAUCCCUGGCAGUGCAACGAUUAAGUGCUCGGCUACUAACCAAAAAGUUAGCAGUUCGAACCCACCCAGUGGCUCCAUGGGAAAAAAACCUGGCAAUCUCCUCCUGUAAAGAUUACAGUCUAAAGAACACUAUGGGGCAGUUCUACUCUGUCAUUUGAGGUCACUAUGCAUCGAAAUCGACUCAAUGGCACCUAACAAUGACCAUCUCAGCUCCUUAUUACAAAUAUUGCUCUUGGCCUAAAUUAUGAUUUGAUUUGAAAUAUGAAAUGACUAGUCAUUGCGGCUGACUUUUUUUAAAAAUUGCUUACAGUAUAUUUGGAACUUGUUUAAAAUUGUUUUCAGAGAAUAGCCUUAUUCAGUGUGCUCCCUUUGUCACCCUUGAGGUGAAUCUUGGCUGUUUUCCAAGAAUUAUUUUUUUCCCAGUGGAGAUUUGCCUGCCUUAAGCAUAUUCAGAAGAAUGUACCAUGCAUUCUAAAGGCAAUCACAAACAAGGCAUUUCAAAGAAUAUGUGUAGAAUUUGUAAACAGCUGCCCAAGUGAGUGCUUUGAAGAGAUUAUCAUGCCUCAUUCAACAUUUGAAGCACAGGGAUAUAAUCCCCACCCACAAGGAGCAGGCAUUUCAGUGAGGAGACAUGUAAAUAGAUAAAAUAUUAUAAAAACCUAAAGAGUUGUACAUCCUAUAUCCAUCCCAUUCAAAUAUUUCGUAAUCGUACUAGAGCUAGUGCAACAUUUGAGGGGAGCAGUGAAAGAUAAUGGGUUGAACAAAGGCUCAUCUGAAUUAGAGUGUUCCCUCAGCUAAUGUUUGUUGUGUUCCUUCUACAUCCUAGGCAUUGUGCUGGUCUGAGGUUUUUCUUCUGGUUUUGGCAGGAUGGAGAUCUGAAGUCUCCGAAAUACUGAGUUUUUCAGUGAACAGUGUUGGUGACUGGUAUCUACUUAAUUUUUAAAGUCACAAUCCAUCUCCUAUAUGCACCAAAUAUUCUAGAACAACGCCAUCAAUAGAAAAUAUAAUGCAAGCUACAUGUACUUUUAAGUUUUCUAGCAGCCACAUUACAAAAGGUAAAAAGAUACAGGUCAAGUUAAUUUUAAUAAUUUUAUUUAACCAAAUACACACAAGAUAUUAUUUCAACAUGUAAUCUAUAUAAAAAUUAUUGAGAUUUUUUUCAUAUUGAGUCUUCAAAGUCUGAUAUGUGUUUUAUGCUUAUACAGUACAUCCCAAUUUGGACUAUUGCUCAAUAACCACAGGUGGCUAAUGGCUACCAUGCUGGACAGUGCAGUUCUAGAGCAAUAUGGGAGAGAAUGAUUAAAGUGGAUAGGAUGCAAGUGGCAAUGAGUUUCAAAAGUUCACCUGUUGAUACGGAUAGGCACGUCAUAUCUGCUCACCUACACUACCCCAGAACUAAGUAAGUAUUCUUUUAAUUAUGUCUCAAAACUGUGUCCAUAGACAAAAAAUGUCUAUCCAAGCUUACAAAACUAUCUCCUCCCCUUCUUUUGAGGUUAAAAGAAUACACUCCUUAACAAAGCUUGAAAUCCAGCUGUUAUGAAUUAGCAAAAGACCUCACCUGGUAAUGGUUGAGGAUCCCAUGAUUAGAAGUUAGGGAAGCCCAUCACAACUGCAGUGUUAUGUAGCAGCCAAUAGAAAGCAGUUGUCACAUUUGUUGUUGCAGGAGUGAGCACCCAAAAUUUUUACAUGGAAUCUUAGUUCAAUUCCUAAUAGAUGUUAAAAUAAUACAAAUAAUUUCCAAGCAGUUUAUCAUCUGAAAUAGCCACAUUUGAAUAUUCCUGGCAUUUGUUAGAAACAGCUCACCUAAAUUAACAAAGUUUUUGUUGGUUAGAUGGUUUAAAUGAUAAUAUGUAUGUUUAAAUGAGUUUCUUGGGGUGGAGGGGGGACAACUUCAGAAUACAGGCCCCAAUGAAAGCAAGUAUUUCCUAACUCCCAAGUCUCUGGUGCCAUUGCUGAAAGUGGGUGAUUAUGUUCUUGUUUUGUUUGGCAACAUGGAGUGAAAUCUUAAUAGCCCUGUGAAGAAAGAGCCUUUGGAGUUGAGGUUUUUGGAAAAAGCUGAUUCAUUUGGCUUGGCUUGGCUUGUAUUUUCUGUGUGAAUGUAACAGCAUUUUCUGUGGGCUUUUUAUUUAUAAGAAUCUGAGAAUUGAUUUAGUAGUAAGAAGGUAAAUGUUGGUUUCUAGAUUGUGUGACUCAAACUUGUCUCCAUCACAUGAAUCUGGCUGCUUACUUGAAAGAAGCCAAAAGAACACAUCACCCAGCUUUUUUUUUUUUUAAACAGAAUUUUGGGUGUAAUCCUCUGGAUUAAAGGUAAAAAUUAAGAAAAAGUCAUUUCUUCUUGCCUUGGCUCUACCCUUUCCUGGGAGAAGGAAAGGAAUGGAACAAUGUCUGAGGCUCCGUUAGCACAAAGGUACAGGUUUGUUUCUAAGAAUGAGAAACCAACUCAGCAAUUAGGCCCAAACUUUGCUCUAUUGCUUUGAUGAAAAAUAAAUUCUUUCCCCUGUUGAUUAAGGUAUCUUCUCCAGCAUCUGGGUUAAUCCAUUUCUCUAUAUUUGAAGAGGAGUAGCACCCACAUAUUUAAACAGGAAAGUCACUCAGUCUAAUCUGCUAAACAAAUACAUUCUAAGCUUCAUUUUACUAUUAAAAAAAAUUGCCGUCGAGUCAGUUCCAACUCAUAGUGAGUAGAACUGCCCCAUGGGGUUUCCAAGGAGCGGCUGGUGGAUUUGAACUGCUGACCUUAUGGUUACCAGCCAAAUGCUUAACCACUGUACCAUCAUGGCCCCCAUUUUACUAUAGGUGUUAUUUAACAGCCCUUGUUCAGACAUGGGCAGACUGGACCCUUCCUUCUUUAAGACUGAGGUCAAAACCACCCAGAAAAAAAAAAAUGAAGAUGGGAAGGGCCUUCUUGUUCUUUCCUUCUGUCUCAUCCCAAGGUGUUCUUUCAUUCCACACACACUAUUGGUACAUUUGAUUUCAAACACCAUAUAAAUUAACUGUACAGAAUAUAUUAACUAGGCCUGGCUUAAGCCUUAUUUCCUGUUCAGACAUGCCAGUUUAUAAACCUGAGCUUAGAAACUCAAGCCGGCUAGAUUCCUGACUGCCUGACAUCUUUGUGAAUGACUGAAAUAUCUUCCCACAACUGUUCCAAACAGGUACUGUGGGACCCAGUAUAAAGCAUGCUGUGAUUUACAGCACUCACCUCCUCCAGUCACCACCACUCCACACUGUCCCAUGGAAAG